UUCCGUUCUCUUCCACCUCUUCCACAUUCCAACCAUUUAUUAAAGUUAAACAGUUGUGUCAGAGAUGUUUUUAUCAAUAAUUAAUUAAUUUCUCAUUCACGGAUAUUAUAAACUCAUCAUCUUCUUUCACCCUUCUCUAUAUAAUCUCUAGAAAGUGUUGUGUUUAAAAAUACGAUUCUUCUUUUACUUUCAUUCUCUUCUUCUCUCAAGUCUCAAUGAUGUCUUCUAUCUCUUCGACAAUGAGUUUUGUGAAUGAGCAAAUUUGCUAUAUCCCUUGUAACUUCUGCAACAUCAUUCUUGCGGUGAGUGUUCCAUGCAGUAGUUUGUUCGAAACAGUGACCGUCAGAUGUGGGCAUUGCGCAAAUCUGUGGUCUGUAAACAUGGGAGCUGUUUUGCAGUCACUGUCGCUACAAGAUCUGCAGACACCUAACAAUGGUGAUCAUUUUCAGAGGAUUGAUUUGCCAUCCUCUUCAAAACAUAACCAGGAUAUUCAAGUAAUGCAAGUAACUACUGCUGCUAAAACUGAAAAACGGAUUGUUAAUCAGCCUCCUGAGAAGAAACACAGGGUUCCAUCAGCAUAUAAUCAGUUCAUAAAGGAGGAAAUACAAAGGAUUAAGGCCAACAAUCCAGAUAUCAAUCACAGAAAAGUAUUCAGUACUGCAGCCAAAAACUGGGCACAUUUUCCCCAUGCUCAUUACGGGUUGAAGUUGGAGACCAAGAAUAAUCAAGCUAAGCUCCGUGAAGAGGGAUCUGAUCUUCUAAUGAAAAGGGCCAGAUUACCAAAUGAAUGGUGAUCAGAGCCAGAUUGCCAAGGGAUCAUCUGAUCAGCGUACUUGAGAUGAAAGUAUUCCAGCAAUUUCAAAGUAUUAAUGGUUUUCGUCACGAGUAGUUAUUAGUCUAAUUAGCUCCUCAUUUUUAUAUAAUAGUAAAUGUGACUGGAUCUAAUUAUUGAAAAAUAUUAAGACGAUAGGUACUCUUUCUUCCUCUUAAUUGAUCUUCACCAUAUCCCACUGAACCUGGGCAGCAUUCUUGAUUUAUAUAACCAAAAACAUUACUGUUAGUAA
Papaver somniferum (opium poppy) is the source of this 1064-nucleotide messenger RNA. RefSeq names its product axial regulator YABBY 5-like. Lineage: Eukaryota; Viridiplantae; Streptophyta; Magnoliopsida; Ranunculales; Papaveraceae. Bases 216 to 794 code for a protein of 192 amino acids. Gene Ontology annotation, biological process: cell fate commitment; multicellular organism development; abaxial cell fate specification. The transcript has 7 exons. Gene Ontology annotation, cellular component: nucleus. The record is from RefSeq and is a predicted model, not a curated record.